GAGAGAGAGGAGAGAAGAGCAUUUCUCAAGUCCUGUACGGGGUUUGAGCUGAAAGUACUCUCUGCUGCUGCUGCCGGACUUUUAUCGAUACUGUCCGGCUCUCAAACCCGACAGAACCGCACGGUUUACGGUGUGUAAUCACGACACACACCCGCGGUGGUGGUUACUGUGGUUAUUGGCGGACAGAGGAAAGAAAAGCUGGAGAACUGACUUCAGAGGAGACGAGGAGAGAAGGAGAGGAGGAGAGCUGUUGGAGGGGAAACGAGGGCUCUGGAGUCGGAAGUGAUUUGUCUUUAUUCCUCCGGUCAGAAAUGUAACUUCGGUUCAGGAUUUCCACUAAGAAUAAUAGUCAAGUUCGGAGAGCGAAGACUAUAGUACAGCAGGAGUUUUCUGAGCACAAGAUUUCCAUAAAACAGCAUCCAAAUCCUCGGAGUAUGGGAAGAGUUGUUCGUGAACUGUAAAAUGUACCCGCUACAUCGAGAGAGGGAGCAGCCCAUCUUCAGUGCCAAAGCUCAUGUCUUCCAGAUUGACCCGGCCACCAAGCGCAACUGGCUGCCAGCCAGCAAACACGCCGUCGCCGUGUCCUUCUUUUACGAUGCCAGUCGCAGCGUGUACCGCAUCAUCAGUGUGGGCGGGACUAAAGCCAUCAUCAACAGCACCAUCACUCCCAACAUGACGUUCACCAAAACCUCGCAGAAGUUUGGCCAGUGGGCCGACAGCAGGGCCAACACCGUUUAUGGCCUGGGCUUCUCCACAGAGCAGCAGCUGCAGCAGUUCGCAGAGCAGUUUAAAGAGGUGAAAGAGGCGGCCCGUUUGGCCAGAGAGAAAUCCCAGGAGAGGUUUGAACUUGCCAACCCUGCACUCAGCAUUGCAGCUCCCCAGCUCUCCCAGGAGCUGUCAGAGGAGCGUCAUUCGCCACCGCUGCUGACGGUUAACGGUCCGGGCGAGGAGAAGCUGUUUCGAAGCAAGAGCGCUGAGGUGGAGCUGACAGUGGAGAAGGAGAGGGUGAAGAAGAUGUUGUCUGAAGGGUCCAUGUGUGAGAUAAACCUGGAGGCCGAGCUCUUCACACUGCAGGACAGUAACGCUAAGCUGGUGGAAGCGCUGCAGGAAGCAAACAGCAGCGUGGAGCAGUGGAAAAAACAGCUGGCCGAAUACCAGGAGGAGACCGACCGCCUCCGAGACCAGGUGGCAGAUCUGGAGGCCCAGCUGGGACAUCCUGCUGCUGGUCAGACUGCUAGAGAGGAGCUGAGUCGCUCACUGGAGGAGCUCGAGGCUCUGCUGAGUGCCAGAGAACAGGAAAUUCACAAUUUGCAGAGCAAGAAAGCAAAUGUGGGCAAGUUAGAGAAGGAGAGAGAGGAAGCCAUGCAGCAGCUCCAGGAUAUGGAGAGACGAAACACUGAGCUGGAGGAUCGAGUUCAGAGUGCGGAAAAUACACUGGCGUCCAGCCGGGAGGAGCGGGAGCAGGCGGAGGUCGAGGUCCAGCGUAUCAUCGAGGUGCUGGACGUCAAAAUCUGCGACCUGAAGGACCUGAGACAGAGCUUAGCAAAGCUCGUAGAUAAAUAGCGACAGCAGCAGCCGGGCUGCAUCUCCACAGUCAGAGCUCGUCUUCGUCGCGUGGCCUUCGUUUGUGUUUCACUGAUGGAGGAAUCAAAGCAGCGUGGAGGAAAAUGCUCAAGUGUUUACUCUCACGGAUUUGUUUUGUUAGUUUAAGAUCAGUGCAGAAUAAACACAAUUCACAUCAGCUGCAUGUCCUUCAGCCCAUCAAUCCAUGAUUUUAACCGACUACUCUGAAUGGUUGAAGGUGAUGGUUAAACAGCGCCCUCCUCCUUACUUUGGUGCCAUUGCAAUUAAGUGUAUUUGUCACAAUCUGGAGGCGGUGAAAGUCUUUUAUAUCUUAUCACAGAAGAUAUGUGGUGAUUUAUUAAAAUGAAUCGAGAAACCACUUUUAAAAGACAAUUUGCUGUUUUCCAAGAGGCAUCAAAGUAUUUUCUCUUAUUUUUUGAGUGAUUUGUCUACAUUUAACACUUUAGAGAUGAAGUUUAAAACAAUCAAAUACUAAGGGCCUGACACUGGUGCUCGGAUUUUCUGUGGAGCUCAAAUCCCAACUCAACGGUGUCUGUGCAAGAAACUAAGAGCAGGAAUUGCGUUAGGGAUUUUAGGGUAGAGGAAAGUUAAUGAGUAAUUAUUUUUUAUACCUAAACAACAAUAUUUUACCAUAACUCCAGACAUUUGUCUUUAGAAACCUGUUUCUGUCCCUAAAGUUCUAUUUUAAGCAGACGCCCCUUUUAGUAAAAGCUUGAGGCCCACACAUCACAUCGUAGUCCAGUAUGAAUACAGUGAGAAAAGUGAUAGCUGGAAAAGAAAAUAGUAUAUAGUUUUAUACCAAAAGUGAAUUUCUGGGCUGUAGAGACUGUGGAGAUGCACCCUGUAGGUGUUAGGUCGGGGCUUAAGACACAUAGACACAAAGACCCUGAUAAAAUCAGUUCCGUUCACCAUCAGCAGCCUCCCACCAGCCGGAACAUGCACACAGAGACGCAACAGCCUGCUCACAUUCUGUUUGUGAUGAUCGCCAGCCCACGGCCCUGUUUUGCUCAUGUACCAUGAGGACUUUAUUUUUUCUCACCACUUAAUUAUUCACAAUCUCUGAUCUGAGUUAAUCACGGGCAAGAAGGGACGUCAAAGGAGACACUGAAUUUAAGCAGCAGCUUGGUAGAUUUGUCCUCUCCUUCAGAAAAGGUCUGAGGCUUGUGGACAAAGUCGCUGCUUUUCUGACGUUCGGACGUUGAGAUGAACCUGAGAAUGCGCGUCUGUGCCAUGUUGUGUUUUGUUUACGUUGAUGUUAACAUGUUUUGUCUGUGUUCACUAAACCUAGUUUUACGUCAUGAACUAUGCUUUCAGGCAACACUACAAGAUAUUAUCCUAGUAAUAAUAAUAAUAACCCUCAGAGAAACUGUGGAGCAUAUAGAUCAUUAGGAGAGCACUGCAUGAGCCCUGCAGUGUGUGCGUGUGCGUGUGCGCGUGUGCGUGUGCGUGUGUGUGUUACCUCAGACUGCUUAAGUUACAAAAAAAGGAAGAAAAAAAGCACAACUGCAGUUUUAGCAAUUUGGUACAUAAUUGUCUCUCAAGCUUUGGAUGUGCAUUUCUGAUGCACACUAUUGAUCUUUGCAUCUCACCCACUGGUGGGUUAUGGAUUUCUUCUCAUGACAAUAGGUACAACUAAGGUGCAGCUGUUGAGGCCGCAGCUGUCUGCAUCAUAGUAACGUGUCAAAAUGUUAUUCAAAUGGGUCAUAAUGAAAUCUGUUGAUGAGUUAAUAUAGAAGCGUUAUUAUUACAGUAACCAGCAGUUAUUACUAAGGGUUGUUCCAUUUUCACAUGGUGGUGUGUUUGUUAGACACGUUUAAUAGUUUGGGUUUCUUGGCUUUAAGUUGAAAUGAUCAUCUCAGCUUUUUUCCAACAAUCAAUAUAGUUAUGAUACAACAUGAAUAUGAUAUAAUGGUACUGCACUAAUCACACUCACUCAGAGGUUUUAUUACCACUUCAGUCUAGUUUGACUUGCAUACAGCAUCAUCAUAGACCAGGUCAAUGGUUUUGUGUUUCUGGCGUUGUACAUCAGCAGCUACAUGCAACUGUCACCAUAUUAGCAAUAAAUUCUUUCUUUUCUUUUUAUAGCAUUGUUAGAAAAUAGAUCUUGGGAAAUUGUAAUAGCACAAAUACAUGACAUUAUUGGGUGUAUUACAAUUUUAGAAUAGGUAGUGAAUUACAUCUUAAAUAUUUUUGUGUUUGUGAGAAUUUGGGGGGGUCUUUGGUUACGUCAUUUUCUCCAUACUGAUUUAUGUCUUGCAGACAUUACAUUUCAGUAGAGCAAUUUUAUUUAUUUCCUACAAUAAAUAACAAACAGAAUUUGUUUUCAUUGUCAUCAUGUUCUGAAGGCUCAUUAACUGGAAUAAACUUAUUGGAGAACUUA
Solea senegalensis (Senegalese sole) is the source of this 3964-nucleotide messenger RNA. Its product is annotated as homer protein homolog 3-like. The transcript is spliced from 11 exons. The record is from RefSeq and is a predicted model, not a curated record. NCBI's taxonomy places the organism in Eukaryota, Metazoa, Chordata, Actinopteri, Pleuronectiformes, Soleidae. Gene Ontology annotation, biological process: G protein-coupled glutamate receptor signaling pathway; regulation of store-operated calcium entry. Gene Ontology annotation, cellular component: plasma membrane; dendrite; postsynaptic density. Gene Ontology annotation, molecular function: G protein-coupled glutamate receptor binding. The coding region runs from base 463 to 1563 and encodes 366 amino acids.